Messenger RNA from Epithele typhae, 654 nucleotides. RefSeq lists its product as uncharacterized. Lineage: Eukaryota; Fungi; Basidiomycota; Agaricomycetes; Polyporales; Epitheliaceae. The transcript is spliced from 5 exons. The coding region runs from base 1 to 654 and encodes 217 amino acids. The record is from RefSeq and is a predicted model, not a curated record.
AUGCAUUUCAGGAUUGCCGCCCUGCUCCUCGGUUUGGCCGCCUUCUUCGUCAUGGCUGCUGCUGCUCCCUCCGCAGACGCUGCCGUUGUGGCGCGUGCCGAGAAACCAGCACAGGUGAAGAUAUUCCGGCUGUGGAGCUCGUCUUCCUCGAGGCAGCAGAUUGAUCCUCACCUCCGCGUGCGGGUCGGUGGCCUCGAGGGACCAGGGGUUUCUCUGGACCCGCGAGGGGCAGUGAGCAGAGACCCGGAAGUGGGAGGCCGGAUCGGUGGCCGCUCGAAAGAAUUGGAGCCUCAUCUCGAGGGUUCGGGAGCUGGCUGGUAUAAGAACAUGGAUGAGUGGUCUCGUCCCAGUCCCACCACGCAGCAGCACGCAGCCACACACCCACCACAUCCCACGAUGCAGCUCAAGGCAUUCACCGCGCUCUGUGCCCUUGCGGCCCUUGUUGGCCUUGUCGCCGCUGCUCCGACACCGGCAGCCGCUGACGUGGUGGCGCGCGCCGAGGAGCUGGAUCAACUCCGACUAAAACCGCCAUUGGUGAACACGAAGAAUAUAGACGUCUGGUAUACCCGGGUGAGAGAGAGAGAGAGAGAGGAAAAGAGGAUGCACUCAUGGAUUGACACUGUUUGUAAAUGGUACUACGGUCAUGGACGUUGA